UUUGAAAUUGUAUACUUAAUAAAUAAUAAAAUUGGAUACCUAAUACUAUAGUAGAUAUAAUUUGUAAAGUGGGAUACAUUUUACUAAAACCCAAUUUUACCCCCCUCAUUUGAAAAGUCACUCUCUCCCUCUCUUCGUCCCCUAUUCUCUCAAACCAAAAUUCGCCCAAACGCACGGAUGAGCAGACCCGACCCCUCUCCACCUCGUACGACCGAAGCCCCAGCCCCCUCUCCACCGCGCAGCACCAAAUCUCCAGCCCCCCUCCACGGCGUACGAACGUCCAGCCACCCUCCACCGCGUACGACCCAAACGGAAAUGGCCAAGUCUUCCAAAGUUCCACGACUUUUACUGCCAGUGUCUGAACAUUACACUGGUCGUGUUACUUGGCGGGGCGGUAGUUACUAUUACCCCAAAGUAAAAGCCAAGUUUGUACAAAUGCAGUUGUUGGAAAGGGUGAAGGAGGAAUCCCCUUUCAACAAUUUUUUUGAGAGAGAGCCAUUAGCGUUUUCAGGUGCUCUUAUCCAUCAGCUCUUCAUGCAUAAGAUAAAAUCAGAUAAAGAUGAUGAGGUGCAUUUUUAUAUUGCAAAGAAGAGAUGCCGAUUCGGCCGAACUGAGUUUGCCUUGGUGAUUGGGCUUAAUUUGUUACGUGGACCGACUGAGGCUGAGGUUUCGGAGAGGGCGACGUCAGACCGUUUGAUAGUAGAAUAUUUUAAUGGGGAUCCAUCUAUCAGCAUUGGUCGUCUGCGCAUCGUCUUUGAGAGCUGCACUGAGAAGGAUGAUUGUUACAAGUUGGGUUUGGUGCUGUUCGUGAUGGGUGUUCUGACUGGGAAAGAAGAGAAGACCCCGGUUCCCCCAUUUAUCAUUAGAAUGGUUGAGGACCUCCCUUUUUACUACAAUUACCCGUGGGGGAAAAUUUCUUUCAACUUGUUGAAAGAUACUUGGAGUAAGGAGUUCGUACAAAAGAAAAAGCAUAUGGAUGAGAAGAUUGAGAAGGGAACGACUCAGAAGGAGUCAAAGUAUUCGGCCUAUGGAUAUGUUGUAGCAUUGCAGUAUUGGGCUUAUGAGUCCAUCCUCGAGCUUGCUGAGAAAUUUGCAAUCAGAAGAUCGCAUCGCUUUCCCCGAAUGGUGAACUGGGAGAGUAAGGAUGCCCCACUCGGGAAAGAGGAAUUGACAGUGUACUCCGUUUUAUGUCCGCGGAGUAAUGAGGCCGAGUUUUUGAGCCACGUCACUGGAGGUGAGGCGCCUCUAUUUGUGGAUAUGGAGGAAUUGGUUAUUGGCAAUGAUGGCCAGCCUACUCAGGAUAGUUUGCGCAGCCAAGCUUCAAAGCUUGCACUCACGCUAGAACAGCGAGCGGAGGAAGCUGGAAUCUUCAGAGAUGAUACACCACCACAUUCUCCACCAUCAGGGGCCCCCGCAUCUAUUCCCAGCACCUCACAGCCUCAGGUGCCAAUAUCUUCUGCCAUAUUGGCAAGAUUGGAGCGUGUUGAAAAGGAACAGCUUGCUUUGAAGCAAGGCCAGACUGAUAUUUUGAAAGGGCAGAUUGAGAUAAUGGGUUACUUGAAGACCCUAUUGGCUCUUAUGGGAGAUCAGAGAAGGCCCAGCGCAGAGGCAGAGCCACAGCCAGACGCCGUGUCUCCAGGAGAUGAGUUCAUUCUUCCGAAUGAUUACAGACCUAAUGAUGUGGAAGAUGUACUCCAGACACCUCAGAACAUGUCGGUCACGUCCAUUGGAGAUACCCAAGAUUCAGAGGUUCAGGUUUUAGAGACCGUUCCAACACCGGUGGAGAAGAGAACGAAGAAAAGGCCAAGGUGGUUUGACGAGUACACCGAAAUGAAGAAGAAGAUGAAGCCAUCAACAACCAAUGUGAAUGUUGACCCACUUCGGCCCGUUGAUGAGAAGCUACUACAUAGUUUUCGAAAUUGGUUAGUGGGAACCAUCGGAAACAAGUAUCCGAGGGACGUCUUCACCGGUCUGUGUGGCGUGGCUUGGUUCUCGACCCUAAAUACAGACAAACUAUGGCUUUCUGAUGACCAUUUGGAUGCUGCUUUCCAUAUGAUGAGGAGGAGGCAACACUUCUUCCCGGAGUUGUACCCACGUAAGUGUACUGUCAUGCCAUCUUGGUUUACCUCAUCGUUGAGGGGUCGGUGGGAUGCUUGGAAGAGCAAUACUGACCAUGAUGGUUUUGUUUGGGAUGAGUCCAUCUUGGAACUCCUUCGUGGGGAUCCAAACCAAUUUUUGCCUUCUUGGAAGGGUAUGGAGUGCAUAUACAUGGCCAUGUUCUUGAACGGACAGAAACAUUGGAUCGCUAUGGAGGUCAAUCUUGAGUUGUGGAAGAUAUUCCUCUUCGAUUCGAGUCUUGGAUCUCUAACGAAAGACGAACUGAAUUCGCUUAUGGAUGUGUGGUGCCCUUUACUAGCCAAAUUGGUGGACCAGUGUGGUGUAUGUGACACUCAUUACAUGGUGAUGGUCCCUCAAAUGACAGCCUCCGAAAGCCAGGUCAGACCCUUCGACUGGGAUAUAAUGGACAAUAAAGUUGUACCUCAGACAAAAUCGAGCGGCGAUUGUGGAAUGUACGUCAUAGAGCAUAUUGAGCAUAAGUUAUUGGAUCUACCAUUCGAUGGAGUACAUGAUCAGCAUAUGUCGCUCUUUCGCCUGAGAUGGGCAGUAGAUUUAUUCUACCAGAACUUGGCAUGAACUUUAGAUGUUUAAUUUUUUAUAUUUGUUGAACAAUGUUUACUUUUACACUUUUCAAUUUGAACAAACUACUUUCACUAAAAUUAUUUUAUUUUAUCAGUAGAACUUGUUUUUGGCUCA
Molecule: messenger RNA, 2814 nt
Organism: Cannabis sativa
Lineage: Eukaryota; Viridiplantae; Streptophyta; Magnoliopsida; Rosales; Cannabaceae
Exons: 6
Coding region: 178-2694 (838 amino acids)
Biological process (GO): proteolysis
Molecular function (GO): cysteine-type peptidase activity
Source: RefSeq, a predicted model, not a curated record